AUGUUUCGGUACGGCAUCCGACGAUGCGGAAGCUUGGCCCGCACUGCGGCUUCAAGUACGAUGCUGCUGAGUGCGCGAACAGCCUUUCCAGCGGCGCGAUCGGCAGCAUCAACAUUGCCCCGACCAGUUGCAUCUUUGAAGAGCUUUGCCAGCCUUAACAGAUUGUAUAGCAGCGAGUCUGCGGCGGCGGAGACUGUGGCUCCUGAAACCACAGCCGGAGAAGUCACAUCAUUUCAAGAUUUGGAGGCCAUUGGGGUGCAUCGCAAUCUGCUGGAUGCCAUCACCAAGGACAUGCGAUACGAUUCAAUGACUCCGGUCCAAGCCAAAGCGAUUAACCCGGCUCUCAAGGGAACUGAUAUUGUUGCUCAAGCUAAAACUGGUACCGGAAAGACCAUUGCCUUCUUGCUACCUCUCCUCCAGCGCAUGAUCGAAGAAGACCCCACACUGGCCUCACGAAAAGCGUCUCGAAAUGCUAGGUCUGACGAUAUCCGCGGCAUCGUGCUGUCCCCAACCCGUGAGCUUGCCGAACAGAUUGCCACGGAAGCGAAGCGGCUGUGCAGCCGCACUGGCCUGGUCGUCCAGUCGGCUGUCGGAGGCACUCAAAAGUCUGCCAUGCUGCGUCAGACACGGCGGCAAGGAUGCCACCUUCUGGUGGCUACUCCAGGUCGUCUGAACGAUCUCCUCGAGGACCCCAACAGUGGUAUCGAUGCUCCUAAUCUGGCGGCGCUUGUGCUAGACGAGGCGGAUCGGAUGCUUGAUGUUGGUUUCGAGAAGGAACUCAACUCAAUUCAGAGCUACCUACCUAGGGACAAAGUAAGACAGACAAUUCUGGUCUCUGCAACCAUUCCCGACAACGUUAUUCAGCUUGCACGCAAGCUUGUUCGUCCCGACGACUUCGAGUUCGUCCAGACUAUUCCUGAGCAUGAGACUCUUACCCACGACAGAAUUCCUCAGCACGUCGUCACUGUCUCCAGCUGGGCCAACGUAUUCCCUUCCCUGUAUGAAUUAAUCGACCGCGAGGUUGCGGCUGCAAAGGCGGAUCAUACCUUGCCCCCUUUCAAGGCAAUCGUCUACUUUAACACAACUUCCAUGGUUGAGCUCGCUGGUGAGAUUGGCUUUCAGCGCAGAAAGAGCGGCCAGCUGAGAAUUCCUACCUUUGCCAUCCAAUCACAGCUUUCUCAGUUCCAGCGAACAAAGGCCGCCGAUAUGUUUAGAAACUCCAAGUCUGGAAUUCUCUUCUCGUCGGAUGUUACCGCCCGUGGCAUGGAUUUCCCCAAUGUUACUCACGUCAUUCAGGUUGAUGCUCCCCGAGAGCGUGAAUCUUAUAUCCACAGAUUAGGCCGUACCGGACGACAGAAUAAGAGCGGCGAGGGCUGGUUGUUUGUACCUCCUAUGUCUGCCAACACUGCCAGGAAACUGCUGCGAGGUCUUCCAUUGAAGCCCAACAAAUCUCUUGAAAGCUCCGAAGUCGACAUCAACUCAGUGGAGGAAUUGCCCGCAUAUCACGAAGAGGUGAAGAGCCUCAUCCAGGAAAUCCCCCGAAAGACCAUGGCCUCUGCGUAUACUUCACUAUUUGGCGGCCAACUCUCGGACAGAGAAGACCUUGUUGAUGAUUUGAACGACUGGGCUAUCAAAGGCUGGGGUUGGUCGGAGCCCCCCGCCGUUUCUUCCAGCUGGGCCAGAAACCAAGGCUUGAUGAAAUCCGGAUUGAAUAUUCAGGACGGCCACAGCGAUCGGAUGCAUCGGGACGACAGGCGGGGAGGUGACCGACGAGGAGGUGACCGACGAGACGACCGCCGUGGCGGAAGCCGGUUCGAUCGCCGUGGACCCCCUGACCCAUUUGCUGAGAUGGGAAGAAAUGCCCGACGUGAUGGGCCGCCACCGAUGCGUUCCAGGGGUGGCCGACGAAGUGGAGGUUUUGAGUCAUCCUGGUAA
Molecule: messenger RNA, 1935 nt
Organism: Trichoderma asperellum CBS 433.97
Lineage: Eukaryota; Fungi; Ascomycota; Sordariomycetes; Hypocreales; Hypocreaceae
Cellular component (GO): mitochondrion
Molecular function (GO): ATP binding; nucleic acid binding
Source: RefSeq, a predicted model, not a curated record